AUGGCAGCGGACGGGCAGACGGGACCAAUGGAAAGUUAUCAGGCGGUGGUCCAGUCUGGCGAGGUACAGGAGCUCGAGUACGGGCAAGCGGCUGGGUACCCGGAGGUGAUGGAGGUUUGCGGGACACUCGCGGGGCGCGAGGAGCGCAACAAACGGCCGGCAAAGCGGGCACCGCUGGCGUGCUUGCGCUGCCGGCGGCGGCACGUGCGGUGCCCCGGGGGGACGCCGUGCGCGAAGUGCGCGGUGGCGAAUAUCGCUUGCGAGUACCUGGAGCCCAGCAAGAAGCUGAUAGUGUCGAUGAAAUACCUGCAGCGGCUACAGGAGGACUUGGCGCGGGCCCGGAAGGAAAACGCGGCGCUGAACGCAGCACUGCGCGAGGAGCGGGGCGAGGUGGAGAUGCAGGCACGGACGCUGGCGGCUGAGGCGGAGGAGGGGAUCCAGUUCCACCGCAACACGGUGGACGAGGAGGACGAGGUGGUGCCGGACUUUGCUGAGCGGCGGGGGCGGCUGGUGGAGUCGCGGAAGGGGCAGCGGUACUUCGUGGGCUCGUCGUCGAUGACGCUCUUCGGAAUGGAGGUGCAGUCGCUGGUGCCGGAGGCGCUGCAGCGCGACCGGGGCGAGUUGGAGAGCCCUAUUCUAGGCGCCGCGAGGCUGGCCGCGCCGUCUGCGGUGGAUCAGCAGGCGGAGCGGGUCACGCUCGUCCAUCAGGAUGACAACUCCACCUACAAGCUGGUGCUGAACGGUAGCUAUGGUGGCACAGAGGAGCUCGAACUGCACCUGCGUCUGCCGCCCUUUGCCUACGCGAUGCUUCUUGUCGAUACCUUCGUGACCUACAAUGAUGGCUGCUUCUACUUCUUCAACGAGGGCAUCGUGAAGCACAGCCUGCGGCGCAGCUACGCUGGCCACGUGGCUUACCAGGACUACACGCUACAGGCAAUGUGGCUAUGUAAAGUCUUUCUUAUCUUUGCAAUAGGCGAGAUGUAUCUGGGGACCGCGAACUGCGAUCUAAAUGAACAUCCGUCGUCGCGGCGAAGGUCAACGCUCCCGGGGUCCGGCUUCUUUGCGCAUGCCGCGCAGCUCUUUAGCAUUCUCUUCUCAAGCGAAGGCAUUGAGAACGCCACUGCCGAGGGCGGCAUCGAGAUCAUGCUACUCUAUGCCUUUUACCUGCAGGUAGCGGAUCGCACUGUACCUUCUUACUUUUAUUUCGGCGAGGCGCUGCGUGCCUGCCUAAUUCUGGGGUGGCAUGUGGAUGCACAACGUGAUGUGCUGACUCGUUUCGAGCUGGAGCACCAUCGAAGGCUGUGGUGGACUGUGUACAUGUUUGAGCGCAUGCUGAGCAGCAAAGCGGGUCUUCCCCUCAGUUUGUCAGAUAACACCAUAGCGACUGAACUCCCGGAUGACUUUGACAUGUCAAACCCUCCGCCAGGCUGCGAGCACUACAUAUUUGCGGAAGCCGAGUACAUUACCCAUUGUGUGCGAAUCACUCAGGUGAAUGCGCAGAUCUUGAUCAAGCUUUAUCAGAAACAGCCGGAUUCGAAUAUUCUUCCUAUCAUUAAGGAUAUCGUCAUGCAGCUCUUGGAAUGGCGGGCAAAUAUGUCGGCAUUCCUCCAGGUUGACUUCACACAGAAGGAACUCAAGAUUUCGAGACUCUGCACGAAUAUGUUCACAGAAUACUUCCAAGGGUUGAACCUCGCUAUCAGACCGUUGCUAUUCCAUUUUGUUUCAAAGCAACUGGCCAGUUUUCAGGAAACAAAUACGUACAUUAACCUAUCGAAGUAUUCAAAAACUAUCUCCUCCUUAUUAAAUUGCUCGUUGCAGGCCUCCAUCAACUCAAUUCGCUCUUUAUGGGUUCUUAUGGGGGAAAAUAUGGUUGCCCUGUUUGGAUACAUGGACAGGGAGUAUUUAUUUACAUCAGCAUGCACUUUGAUAUUUUUUAAUGCUGCCUUUGGUAUCCACGAACAGACAUAUCACCAUCUAGACCAUGCUCUGAGGAUAUUUACCAAGAUGAGGGACCUAGGUAACCAUCCUGCAGGCCUUAGAAUGGCACAGUUACUACGCCUAAUGAUCGAUUUAGAUUUUCACGAUGUUAUGAAGGAUUUGAUCGCCAAGCAUUCUGACAGCUCCCGCUGUGCCUCGAGCUCUUUUGACCAGCCACAGGCUGAAAUAGACACGCUUAUGCAGCCAAGACCACAGUCACCAACAGCGAGUACAACAAGCAGCUCCGCAUUAUCAACGGAUUCCGUUGCGCCUGAUAUGACUGAAUUGUCAAAGCAUGAAACGCUGACCAUAGAGAAAAAUGUCAGUAGAUUAGAUUUGCAAACCCUAGAUAUGCAUGAAGAUUUGCAAGAGCUUUUGGAUAACUUAGACGAAGUAGGCAAAUCAGAUGAUCAGCUGUGGAAGGAAGUGACGGAUCAGGCGAUGUGGCUAGGCAGCUCUAUGGACCCCACUUCUGCAUUAGGCAAUGAAGCGGACUUCUAUAGGUCCAACUCUACCCAAUUCAAGUGA
Molecule: messenger RNA, 2505 nt
Organism: Eremothecium gossypii ATCC 10895
Lineage: Eukaryota; Fungi; Ascomycota; Saccharomycetes; Saccharomycetales; Saccharomycetaceae
Gene: PUT3
Product: Put3p
Exons: 1
Coding region: 1-2505 (834 amino acids)
Biological process (GO): regulation of DNA-templated transcription; DNA-templated transcription
Molecular function (GO): DNA binding; zinc ion binding; DNA-binding transcription factor activity, RNA polymerase II-specific
Source: RefSeq, marked provisional